AUGGUAGAUCUUAACAAACGAUCGUUUUUCAAUUUUACAUUAAAAGAUAUAUUAACUAUUAUAUCUUCGGUUGCUAUACCCAUAGCUCUUGCUAUUUAUACUGCAAUUGGGUCUCAACAACAAAAAGCACAAGCAGAGAAAAAACAAAAAUUCGAUUUUGAACAAUUAACACAAUUAAGACAACAAACACUUUAUGAUGAAUUUUUAAAUAAUAUUUAUAAAUUAGAUAAAGAUGGUUAUCUCAACGAUACAAAAAAUCCAUGGGCAUUUGCAAAUGCAUAUUAUCGUGCUGCUCAUCGUCAAUGGGAUACAAUACGUAAGGCAGACGUUAUACAAUUCCUUAAAGAAAAGCAAUUAAUUGGUAGAAAUAAUUGUAGUGGUGGAUGUAGAACAACGAAUUUAGAUGAUAUAAUUCGUUUGAAUGAAUUAAGUUUUGAUAAUAUACGUCUGACAAGUGACACUGGUCUAUUAAAUAAGUUAAAUUUACAAUGCAUUUCUUUUGAUCAGCUAUCAAUGUCAAAUGGGGAGUUUUCAUCUGUUAAUUUAAAUGGUGCAUCAUUUGAUGGAGCACGUGAAGAAUAUUCUAUGGCAUCAUUAGCUGACAGUACAUAUUAA
Molecule: messenger RNA, 615 nt
Organism: Adineta steineri
Lineage: Eukaryota; Metazoa; Rotifera; Eurotatoria; Adinetida; Adinetidae
Source: the annotation of a GenBank genome assembly